Trichomonas vaginalis G3 is the source of this 783-nucleotide messenger RNA. RefSeq lists its product as uncharacterized. The record is from RefSeq and is a predicted model, not a curated record. NCBI's taxonomy places the organism in Eukaryota, Parabasalia, Trichomonadida, Trichomonadidae. The transcript has a single exon. The coding region runs from base 1 to 783 and encodes 260 amino acids.
AUGAAGAAUUCACAAUUACAGUUGUUCCACCAAAUUAUAGACCAAAGUUAUACAUUGUUCCAUCUGAAUACCUAUAUUACAUUCCAGAUUCUGAAGUUUCUUUUCUUGGCUUCAGUCUACGAUCAAGAUUCAGGUGAUAAACCACUCACAAGCAAAGGUUUUCUUCACCACAAUGCAGAAGUUGCAACACAGAAGUUGCAACAGCAAGAUCUUAAGACAUUCAAAUUCAAAGUUCCAAAAGACACAGCAGCAGGUGAAUAUGAAGUCAAAGUCACAGCUACAGAUGGCAAGAAGAUUGGAACAAAGAAGUUCACAAUCACAAUCAAGAAUAACACAGUUCUCACAAUCUAUUUCGAACCAAAACUUAAUGCCACAUACAACAAAGGCGACAAGGUCAACUUCACAGCUGUCAUCAAUGAUCCAGAUACAAACUUCGAUAACAAGUUCACUGUUUCUCUGUUCUACAACGAUAAAGUCAAGAAGACGAUCACAUCAACUAACGAUGCAGGAUUAGUCAGAGUUCCACUUGAUUUCACCAUCCCAACAACAGAAACAAACACAACAGCCGAAAUCAAGAUCGUAGUCACAACACCAACCGAAUCCUCUGAAAAAUUAACAAAUAUCAACAUCUAUCAAGAUGUUAUCGCAAGUGAUUCUGCAACAGGAAAGAUUGCUACAAAGGAAGCUAAAAAGAAGACCGCCCUUGUUGCAGUUCUCUGUGUCUUAGCUGUCAUUGCUGUUGUUGUUGCGGUAGUCGUUAUUAUUCUUUGGUUAAGAAAGUAA